Molecule: messenger RNA, 1287 nt
Organism: Volvox carteri f. nagariensis
Lineage: Eukaryota; Viridiplantae; Chlorophyta; Chlorophyceae; Chlamydomonadales; Volvocaceae
Exons: 10
Molecular function (GO): NAD binding
Source: RefSeq, a predicted model, not a curated record
CGCUCAGCCGCAACCAUGGCCGCCCCGCGUACCGUCAACCUGCUCGUGGUUUCGGGGCCCAAUCUGCCGGAGCUGGAGGUUCUGAAGCAGUUGCCUCCAACCGUGACCGUUGUUGCCAUUGGUCGCAACCUUGACGACCUGGUCCACCUAACUCCCGAGCAGUGGGACAGCAUCACAGUACUCCUGAAUUGCGGAGUGGGCAAGAACGCGGGAAAGGGGGAUGAUAUUCGGGGUGUCUACAGCAACAGCCUGGCCGAGUAUUGUCUGACGGCCUGCAACUGGUUCGCAAAAGACCUCCCAAGAUUGCGGCGACAGCAGGAAGCCAGAAGGGGGCAAAAGGGAAAUCAAGCUCUGAGGGAUGAAGGUCACAGCGGAAUGGCGUACGUCUCCGCUCCCAUCGGAUUGUGUGGUAGCUCUGAUUUGGGUCGGUGGGUCGGUGGGUCGGCUGCCGUCCAAUGGGACCCGUACGAGGUAGAGGAGCUGCGCGGCAAGACGAUGGGCAUCAUCGGCCCUGAGUUUCAUAAAGCGUUUACUCAUAAGCGCUUGUCAGCCAGCACGCAAUCCAUCCCACCCACCAAACUGCCUCACCUGAGGACCUGGCGCCAUGACGGCACACAUCGAUAUGCCGCAUCGUGUGCCGCAUCAGACUGUAAUGAUGUCAGCAGCUCCUUCCUCGCCCUCUGUGAGGCCGUCACGGCCGCCACGAGGGCGCAGGAACGUGUCCUGUGCAUGCACGUAUUUGCCCACGACUGGUACGGCGACAUCGGCCAGGCGUGUGGCCGGCUGGCCAAGGCCUUCCGCAUGCGGGUUGUGGCGCUGCGGCGGCGGGUGGAGCUGUCCGCGGAGGAGCAGGCAGCUGGAGUGGUGGAUAAGGUUUUCCCUCCGGACCAGCUCCAGGCCCUCAUGUCGGUCAGUGACUACGUGGUGAUGGCCACGCCGUACACCCCCGGGACACACCGGAUGGUGGACGCAGCGGCCAUUGCCGCCAUGAGGCCGCACGCAGUGUUCAUCAACGUGGGGCGGGGCAAGUGCGUGGAUGAGGCGGCGCUGGUUGAAGCUCUCCAGGGGGGUCGCAUCCGGGGCGCCGCCCUGGACGUGUUUGACACGGAGCCGCUCCCCCCGGACAGCCCCCUGUGGAAGCUGGACAACGUGCUCAUGUCGCCGCACUGUGCAGACCGCACCAAGGAGUUUCAGUUUGAGAGCCUGGCUUUCUUUGUGGAGAACAUGGGCCGCUUCGUGGCGGGGCAACCUCUCGCCAACGUGUCUGAUAAAAAGAGCGGCUAUUGA